Molecule: messenger RNA, 204 nt
Organism: Cryphonectria parasitica EP155
Lineage: Eukaryota; Fungi; Ascomycota; Sordariomycetes; Diaporthales; Cryphonectriaceae
Exons: 1
Source: RefSeq, a predicted model, not a curated record
AUCAGCCCUUCGGACGCGUUGGCGGACCUGACGCUGGGGAUCCUCUGGGCCUCGACCUUUUACGCCAUCGGGAUGAUCUGGACCGUGCUGUCGCUGAUCGACAGGUGGCGGGGCCCGCACGGCACGGGAGAGAUCAACUUCAUGUCUGUCAUUGCGGCGAUUAUCCUUUCUGUUCCGUGGCCGGUUGUGUUGAUUAUUACGAUG